AGUUUGCCUGCCGGACGGGCGAGCGCUGCGUGCCCAGCGCGUGGGUCUGCGAUAACGAGGAUGACUGCAGGGACGGCUCGGACGAGUUCUGCGCCUUGAGCUGUGCCCCGCAUCAGUACCAGUGUGCCAGCGGGCAGUGCGUGCCGUGGGGCUACCGCUGCGAUGGCACGGCGGACUGCGUGGACCACUCUGACGAGAGGGACUGCCCCGUGCCCACCUGCGCCCUGCACGAGUUCCACUGCUCCAACGGCCGCUGCAUCCCCCAGGAUCACGUCUGCGAUGGGGAGCUGGACUGCGGCUUUGCGGACCACUCGGAUGAGGCAG
Gekko japonicus is the source of this 324-nucleotide messenger RNA. Its product is annotated as SCO-spondin-like. Gene Ontology annotation, molecular function: protein binding. Gene Ontology annotation, cellular component: plasma membrane. The annotation marks the transcript as partial. The transcript has a single exon. NCBI's taxonomy places the organism in Eukaryota, Metazoa, Chordata, Lepidosauria, Squamata, Gekkonidae. The record is from RefSeq and is a predicted model, not a curated record.